This is a messenger RNA of Eutrema salsugineum, 981 nucleotides long. RefSeq names its product F-box protein At4g05010. Gene Ontology annotation, molecular function: protein binding. Lineage: Eukaryota; Viridiplantae; Streptophyta; Magnoliopsida; Brassicales; Brassicaceae. The record is from RefSeq and is a predicted model, not a curated record. The transcript has 3 exons. Bases 183 to 719 code for a protein of 178 amino acids.
AAAAAAUUCAGAUUAUAUAAAGCUGAUUAGCUUAUCUUCUUCAUUCAUUCUUUUCCUUUUUUUUGUCUCCUAAUUUAAUUUCAUUUCUCUCUCAGAAAAUUUUAUACAAUCUUUGAUCAUAUUUAUUCCCUCCUUUUAACCUCAUUUUAGAUUUUGCUUCUAAACUCACUUUAUCUGAAGUUAUGGAGUUGUCAAAUGAAAGAUUUGAUAUUACUUCGAAACGCUGUAAAUUUCACGGCGAGGAAGAAGGAUUAGGAUUAGGGUUUGUGAGGUUUACCAGAGGAUUGGGGAGGAAAAGGAUUUUGAUUUCGAAAUCGAAUGAAAAAAUCGUUUCGAAUUCCGAUCAAGCUCCGGUGAAGAUUCCGUUGAAAAGAUCUAAGAGCGAAACCACGGAAUCCAAAAAGUCUAUGCUUGAAUCUCUGCAUCAAGAUAUUCUGAUUUGCGUACUUUGUCAUGUGGAUCACGAGGACCUAGCGAGACUAAAACGUGUAUCUACAACAAUAAGAAAAGCUGUAUUGGAAGCAAAGAAGUCGCAUUUUGAUUAUAGCACACCGAAAAAGACUCUGCCUUUUCGUGACCCAUUAUUAAUCCUUGAGGAAGAUUCCACGAAUUUGAGUGAUCAAGAUGAUGAAAUUGAGCCACCUAAUGCACCGAUUCGAAGGAGGAAUAAUAAUCACGAAUCAGAUUUGUCGAAGAUCUCUAUGGUAUUGUUUAAAUGAGAAAGAAAGAUAAUAACAAGAAGCAGCUAGUUGUGCAGGAACAAGGCAUAGAGUUUGAUUUUGCUUCCAUUCUUAUCAUUGAAGCUUUUUUCUUUUAAAAAAGGUUUAUUAUGUUUAAUGAUCAUGUGAAUAUAACAAUUAUUUGCAGAGUUUGUAAAGUUAAACUAUUAUAUGUAAAUAAUUUCUUUUGGGUUGUGAUCAGAGUAUCCAAAGUAUUGAUUUUGUCCUUUUCAAUAAAAAAAUGUGAAGAUUCUGUUUAAUU